GCCAAUAAAAAGCUCAUUCUAGUGAAUUUUUGCUUCAGUCAAGCGCGAUCCACACGAGUGGUUGAAUCAAAAAUUGGGAAAAAAUGGAUUGGCGCGUUUUGAAAAUUUUCCUUUUUCUCUCCUAUGCCGUUGUGUUGAGUGCAAGUAAAGUGAAUUCAAGUGAAGAGGAUUCCCUUUACUACUGGUGGCGUGGUGAACCAACUCCAGCACCAACUUUGGUGGAAAGUGAUUCAGAUCGGAAGCAUUUUAGCUCACACUAUCAAGGAUCACGUCCAUCAAAGCCCACAGUCCCUGUAAAGGGUGCAGGGCCUGUUCCACUCCCAAAUCCAACCCCUAAAACAUGCCCAAGGUACGAGGAGUACCACGACUGUGGCUCUCCGUGUCAAGUUGAAUGCUCAAAUCUUGGGCAAAAGUGCAAUGUGAAGAAUAAGAGGUGCAGCGAGGGGUGCUACUGUAUUCCAGGAUAUGCACGAAAGAGCCCCAAUGGUCCCUGUGUGCCACAGUACAAAUGUCCACAACCCUUCUGCCCGGUGAAUGAGGUGUGGCUGGAUUGCUUCCAAGCACCUGCAUGCGAUCGCGAAUGUACGGAGGUGGGAAAACAAUGUGACAGCGUUGGGAGUUCCUGCAAUGCUGGAUGCUUCUGUCGUCUGGGCUAUGCUCGUCAUCCCAGCACCGGAGAGUGUAUUCCCACCAGCAAGUGUCCUACUUCGAAUCCCGUUUCGGAGAAAUGUCCCUGGAAUGAAGUUUUCCAGCAAUGUGAAUUCCGCUGCACUGAAAGCUGCGACACAACCCUUUGCAGUCGAGUGCGGCAAAUUUGCGAGAAAGGAUGCUUCUGCAAACAAGGAUAUGCUCGAAUUAAUGGGAAAUGUGUCCCACAGGCCUCGUGCAGUGCUCCAGCAUGCCCAGACAAUGAGAGAUUCCUCGAAUGCGGAAAUGCGUGCACUGAAUCCUGCUACAAAGACGUUGCCAGGUGCAAACCGUGCGACAAAUCCGGAUGUUUCUGCAUUGAAGGAUACGCCCGAAUUGAUGGGUUCUGUCGUCCUGAAAGUCAAUGCCCUAAUAAGAAAUGUGCAGCAAAUGAAGUUUACUCCGACUGUGGAACAAGUUGUCAGGAUAGUUGUGAUCCAAAUGUAGUUUGUGCACAGGUCUGCCUAAAAGGAUGCUACUGCCAACCAGGAUAUGCACGAGUUAACGGAGUUUGUGUGCCACGGUCAAAGUGUCCAACCCCCCCACCACCACCAACUUGCAAAGCAAAUGAAGUUUAUUUGGAAUGUGGAGGAGCGUGUCAGGAUGAUUGUGAUCAGCUCAAACCCUGCACAGAGCAGUGCGUAUCAGGAUGCUUCUGUGAAGAUGGGUACGCAAGGAUAAAUGGGAAGUGCGUGCCAAAAUACAAGUGCCCCGUUGAAUGCCCUGAGCACGAACACUACGUACCCUGUGGCAAUAACUGCCUCGAUAGUUGCGACAAAGAUCUCCUAGACUGCUCAUCUGACUGCUAUCCAGGAUGCUACUGUGAUGAUGGUUUUGCCAGGAUUGAUGGGAAGUGUGUGCCAGAGAAGUACUGCAAAAAAUGCAGCCUAAAUGAGGAAUUCCUAAAAUGCGGCAACGCUUGUCAAGACUUAUGCAAUGCAUCCGCUACUCAGUGCACUGAUCAAUGUGUAGCCGGUUGCUUCUGUCAAGAAGGUUACAGCCGUAUUAAUGGAGUCUGUGUACCACGAAGCAAUUGCUUCAACUGCAACUCUGGCGAAGUGUACACACAGUGCGGUAAUCCUUGUCUUGAAAGUUGUGACCGGAACGUACUAUUCUGUCCAGCUCUCUGUGAAGAAGGCUGCUUCUGUGCUCCCGGAUUUUCUCGUAUUAAAGGACAAUGCCUUCCCAAUGAACUCUGCCCAACGUGCGGUGAGAACGAAGAGUAUCAAAAUUGUGGAAGUCACUGCCUUGAACUAUGCGGACAUCCUCCUUGUCCUCUGGAUAUCCCCUGCAACGGUGGUUGCUUCUGUAAACCAGGCUUCAAACGACUCGGGAAAGACUGUAUUCCAGAAGAUCAAUGUCCAGCUCAGUGCACAAAUCCCAAUGAAGUUUACUCCGACUGUGGGAAUAACUGCACUGAUCUGUGUCCUGAUCCGAAUAGAUUUUGUACACUUGACUGCUACAGCGGGUGCUUCUGCGCUGAAGGAUACAGUCGUCCCGACUAUAACAGCCCAUGUAUACCAACUGAUCAAUGUCCUGCUCCAACUCCAACAUGCUCUGGCAAGCAUGAAAAGUACUACGAUUGCGGCAAUUCAUGCUUCGAUGAUUGUCCAGAUCCUCAGAAAAAAUGCGAUCUUGUAUGCCAAAAAGGAUGCUACUGUGAGGCAAAUUAUGUUCGACUAACUCCUGGUGGUCCCUGUGUUCCUGAAUGGAAGUGUCCUGUCCCGUGUGCAAGACCAUUUGAAGAGCUUAAGGCCUGUGGUAAUAACUGCACCGAACUCUGUCCACGUCCUGGUAGGGCUUGUGAGAAGGACUGCUGGAAAGGUUGCUUCUGCAAGAAAGGCUACUACCGCGACAGGUACAACGGGAUUUGUAUUCCCGAAGCAAAAUGUCCACCUCCACCAAUCUGCAAUGGACCCAACGAGGAGAUUCGCGAUUGUGGUGAUGCAUGCGAUGACAAUUGCCCCGGUGGAAUCUAUUUCUGCCCAAUUGACUGCCAAAUAGGAUGCUACUGCAAGCCUGGCUUCAAGCGUGUUGAUCCUGGUGGACAGUGUGUGUCUGAGAGUCUGUGCCCUCCGGUAUGUUCAAAGCCGAAUGAGGAGUACACUGAAUGCGGAAACUCUUGCAGAGAAAAAUGCCCAAGUACCAAUACAUUUUGUCCAGAUAUUUGUGAGCGAGGUUGCUACUGUAAAGAAGGCUACUCCCGUAUCAACGGUGAAUGCGUUCCAACGUCGCAAUGUCCAAGCGCAUGUCCUGAUCCCAAGGAGAUUUACAAAGAUUGCGGCAGUCGAUGCAAGGAGCAGUGCAACAGUGAUAUCUGUCCUGCAGUCUGCGAUGUAGGAUGCUUCUGUAAACCAGGCUACUCCCGUCAAGACGGCACGUGCAUUCCUACAAGGCAAUGUCCACCUAUGACAUGUUCGGGAGAUAAUGAAGAAUACACAGAUUGCGGCAAUUCGUGUUCCGAACAGUGUGGAAAUCAACUCUGUGCUGCUGUCUGCCAACCAGGAUGCUUCUGCAAAGCAGGCUACAAACGUGUUGAAGGCGUUUGCGUUCCCAGCUCAUCUUGCCCCACAUGUGGUGUAAAUGAAGAGUACACGUACUGCGGAAGUGCCUGUACUGAUCCUUGUGAAACAAGGGGACAAAACUGCUAUGAUGCUUGCAAAGAAGGAUGUUUCUGUAAAGAUGGCUACAGUCGUAUAAAGCCGUACACUCCAUGCGUACCAGAUAGCCAGUGUCCAAGCAAGUGUACAGGUCAAAAUGAAGUCUUCACUAAAUGCGGCAAUAAAUGCAAAGAGAAAUGUGGCAGUAAACUCUGCCCAUCAAUUUGUGAGACUGGUUGCUUCUGCAAACCAGGAUACUCACGUCAAAGUGGUGUGUGUCUACCAACAAGUCAGUGCCUACCGUUAACAUGCUCAGGAGAGAACGAAGAAUACACAAACUGCGGAAGCUCCUGUUCGGAGCUUUGUGGAAGUAAACUCUGUGCUGCGGUCUGUCAACCAGGAUGCUUCUGUAAAGCCGGCUUUAACCGUUUAACACCUGAUGGUCCUUGCGUACCAAACAGCUUGUGCCCAAGCAAGUGUACGGGUCAAAAUGAAGUCUUCACAAAAUGCGGCAGUUCAUGCAGAGAAAAAUGUGGCAGUAACCUCUGUACUCAAAUCUGCGAGACAGGUUGCUACUGCAAACCCGGCUAUUCGCGUCAAGACGGAGUUUGUAUUCCAACAAGUCAGUGCCCAACAACACAGCAAUGCUCAGAUCCAAAUGAAAUGUACACACAAUGCGGCAAUUCAUGCAGAGAAAAGUGUGGCAGUAAACUCUGCUCACAAAUCUGCGAAGUUGGUUGCUUCUGCAAACCCGGAUAUUCGCGGAAAAAUGGAGUUUGCAUUCCAACAAGUCAAUGCCCAGCAAAAGAAAAGUGUUCGGGACAAAAUGAAAUCUUUACCAAAUGCGGAAAUUCAUGCAGAGAAAAAUGUGGUGAUAACAUUUGUCCAACAAUUUGCCAGGUUGGCUGCUACUGUAAACCAGGAUAUUCGCGUCAAGACGGAGUUUGUAUACCAACAAAUCAGUGCCCGACGACAGAGGAGUGUUCAGGAGACAAUGAAAUCUACACAACUUGUGGCAAUAGUUGCCGAGAAAAGUGUGGAAGUGGAAUAUGUCCCGCAAUCUGUCAAACAGGAUGCUUCUGCAAGGACGGCUACAGUCGUGCCACUCCAGAUAGUCCGUGCAUUCCAACCGAUCAGUGCCCAGCUACAUGCUCUGAUCCCAAUGAAGUCUACACAAACUGCGGAAGUUCCUGCAAAGAAAAGUGUGGCAGUCGGAUAUGUCCAGCACUCUGUGAAGUUGGCUGCUUCUGCAAACCAGGCUACUCGAGAGUUAAGAAUGUUUGUGUGCCAACAAAGAAAUGCCCUACUUGUGGAGUAAAUGAGGAAUACACCUACUGCGGAAGUGGCUGCACUGAUCCGUGCUAUCUGAAAGAUGCUCUCUGCAAGGAUGCCUGCCGCGAAGGAUGUUUCUGUAAACCUGACUACAGUAGAAUAAGUGAUGGGACUCCCUGCGUACCCGACAGUCAAUGUCCUCCCAUUGAUGGAGGCUCAACAAAUACAACAUGUGGCCCAUACGAAGUUUACACUGAUUGUGGAAGAGAUUGUCAGACCCAGUGCGAUACAAUGGGAGUAAAAUGCCCAAUAGUACACAUAGUAUGCCCCAGUGGAUGCUACUGCCUGCCAGGAUAUGCGAGGAUCUACGAAGGAGGAUGCUGCGUACCACAGGAUAUCUGCCCGAGCUCUCCCUGUGGUGACAAUGAGAUCUGGUUGGAGUGUGGCGAUCCUCCGCAGCCCAUUCCAUGCCCGCAGAAUUGCCUGGAAAGUCCCACGAGGUGUACGAGUGCUCUGCCAUCGUGUGACUUACCCGCCAAGGGUGCCUGCUACUGCAAACAAGGAUACGCCAGGGCUCCAGGAAGCACCAAAUGCGUCCCAAUUGAGGACUGUAGCUCCUACCCAUUGAAAAACUAAAAGGAACCUUUUGCUAAAUUCAAUAAAAUUCGUCAAAGAAUUUGCUGCAUUGGUGAAAUCAAUAAAAAAAUUAAAAUUCUUA
This is a messenger RNA of Lutzomyia longipalpis, 5277 nucleotides long. Its product is annotated as zonadhesin-like. The coding region runs from base 84 to 5195 and encodes 1703 amino acids. NCBI's taxonomy places the organism in Eukaryota, Metazoa, Arthropoda, Insecta, Diptera, Psychodidae. The record is from RefSeq and is a predicted model, not a curated record. The transcript has 9 exons.